AUGACGGGCCCCAGGUUUAAAAAUGGCUGUACAGAGGUGUUGUCUGGACGAACCGCUGGACGAGUGGGCCAGUCGGAUUUAGGUGUUCGAAGUGGCUGUACAGAUGUGUUCUCUGGACGAACCGCUGGACGAGUGGGCCAGUCGGAUUUAGGUGUUCGAAGUGGCUGUACAGAGGUGUUGUCUGGACGAACUGCUGGACGAGUGGGCCAUUCAGAUUUAGGUGUUCGAAGUGGCUGUACAGAUGUGUUGUCUGGACGAACCGCUGGACGAGUGGGCCAGUCGGAUUUAGGUGUUCGAAGUGGCUGUACAGAUGUGUUCUCUGGACGAACCGCUGGACGAGUGGGCCAGUCGGAUUUAGGUGUUCGAAGUGGCUGUACAGAUGUGUUCUCUGGACGAACCGCUGGACGAGUGGGCCAGUCGGAUUUAGGUGUUCGAAGUGGCUGUACAGAGGUGUUGUCUGGACGAACUGCUGGACGAGUGGGCCAUUCAGAUUUAGGUGUUCGAAGUGGCUGUACAGAUGUGUUGUCUGGACGAACCGCUGGACGAGUGGGCCAGUCGGAUUUAGGUGUUCGAAGUGGCUGUACAGAUGUGUUGUCUGGACGAACCGCUGGACGAGUGGGCCAGUCGGAUUUAGGUGUUCGAAGUGGCUGUACAGAUGUGUUGUCUGGACGAACUGCUGGACGAGUGGGCCAUUCAGAUUUAGGUGUUCGAAGUGGCUGUACAGAUGUGUUGUCUGGACGAACCGCUGGACGAGUGGGCCAGUCGGAUUUAGGUGUUCGAAGUGGCUGUACAGAUGUGUUGUCUGGACGAACCGCUGGACGAGUGGGCCAUUCGGAUUUAGGUGUUCGAAGUGGCUGUACAGAUGUGUUCUCUGGACGAACCGCUGGACGAGUGGGCCAGUCGGAUUUAGGUGUUCGAAGUGGCUGUACAGAUGUGUUCUCUGGACGAACCGCUGGACGAGUGGGCCAGUCGGAUUUAGGUGUUCGAAGUGGCUGUACAGAUGUGUUCUCUGGACGAACCGCUGGACGAGUGGGCCAGUCGGAUUUAGGUGUUCGAAGUGGCUGUACAGAUGUGUUGUCUGGACGAACUGCUGGACGAGUGGGCCAGUCGGAUUUAGGUGUUCGAAGUGGCUGUACAGAUGUGUUGUCUGGACGAACUGCUGGACGAGUGGGCCAUUCAGAUUUAGGUGUUCGAAGUGGCUGUACAGAUGUGUUGUCUGGACGAACCGCUGGACGAGUGGGCCAGUCGGAUUUAGGUGUUCGAAGUGGCUGUACAGAUGUGUUGUCUGGACGAACCGCUGGACGAGUGGGCCAUUCGGAUUUAGAUGUUCGAAGUGGCUGUACAGAGGUGUUGUCUGGACGAACUGCUGGACGAGUGGGCCAUUCAGAUUUAGGUGUUCGAAGUGGCUGUACAGAUGUGUUGUCUGGACGAACCGCUGGACGAGUGGGCCAGUCGGAUUUAGGUGUUCGAAGUGGCUGUACAGAUGUGUUCUCUGGACGAACCGCUGGACGAGUGGGCCAGUCGGAUUUAGGUGUUCGAAGUGGCUGUACAGAUGUGUUGUCUGGACGAACCGCUGGACGCGUGGGCCAGUCGGAUUUAGGUGUUCGAAGUGGCUGUACAGAGGUGUUGUCUGGACGAACCGCUGGACGAGUGGGCCAGUCGGAUUUAGGUGUUCGAAGUGGCUGUACAGAUGUGUUGUCUGGACGAACCGCUGAUUUCACUGAAGGUCUACCGGUAUUCAUCUUAAUGAAUAUGACAAAAUCUAUCAAUGUCACCAAAAAUACACAUGUAUAA
Molecule: messenger RNA, 1794 nt
Organism: Liolophura sinensis
Lineage: Eukaryota; Metazoa; Mollusca; Polyplacophora; Chitonida; Chitonidae
Product: mucin-19-like
Exons: 2
Coding region: 1-1794 (597 amino acids)
Source: RefSeq, a predicted model, not a curated record